Messenger RNA from Pteropus alecto (black flying fox), 1239 nucleotides. Its product is annotated as heat shock transcription factor, Y-linked-like. Lineage: Eukaryota; Metazoa; Chordata; Mammalia; Chiroptera; Pteropodidae. Gene Ontology annotation, molecular function: DNA-binding transcription factor activity; sequence-specific DNA binding. Gene Ontology annotation, biological process: regulation of DNA-templated transcription. The record is from RefSeq and is a predicted model, not a curated record.
AUGGCAAAUGUUUCUUCAGAAAUUCAAGGUGAUUCUUCUAAAGAUGAAGCAACUGGUUCAGCAACCUCCAUUCAUUCUCCGUUGUGUGAUCACACAUUGCCUGGAGUUUCACACUUGAGUUCUAAAUCCACAAAAAAUGCUUUUCAGAUGUUUUCUGCACAAUCCUUGGUAAGAUGACCAUGUCACACAUCUUGUGUCUCUGGACCAGAUGAAGAUAAUGAUUUUCGAUCUAUGACCUUUCCCAGAAAACCCUGGAAAAUAGUUGAAAGCUAUUGGUUUCAGUCUAUUUGCUGGGAUGGAACUGGAACUUGUGUAGUGAUUAAGGAAGAAUUCUUUAAGAAAGAAGUUCUGGAAAGAAAGGCCCCUUUCAGAGUAUUUGAAACUGCAAGUAUGAAAAGUUUAGUUCGACAGCUUAACCUUUAUGGAUUUAGUAAAGUGCAACAGGCUUUUCAAAGAUUUGCUUGUCUGGCUGAUAUUCUGGCAGAAGAGAAAGAGUCUGUUUUAAGCAGGUUACACUUCUAUCAAAAUCCAAAUUUUAAACGAGGCUGUCCUCAACUUUUCCUCAGAAUGAGAAGAAGAGUUGGGAUCAAAAAAGCUUUUCCAGCAGCUUCAAUAGCUCACAAUUUCAAUAGGGAGCAUACUGGAACAGAGAUUAUUGUAGGUAACCAUCAUUCUGGUUUUCUUGCUGACACUCGUGGAGAAAGCAUAUUUUCAACUUCCACUAGUUCAAAUACAUUACCAAUAAGCAAGCCUGCUACUUGCCAGAUACUUGCUAAUACAAUUGCUCCAAUCAGAAGUGAAUUUCCUCCUCCUUCAUCAACUUUAGGUACAUCAGAACAAACUGUAAUGGACCCACAUGCUGUUUUGAAUCAGUUGACCGCUUUUCAAAUGCACUCAUAUGGCAGCUACACUCAAGCAAAUGGCCACAUCGUGAAUAUUAUUACAAGCACAACUUCUACUUCUCACUAUAUCCUAACUCCCUUACAGACAAGUUCUUUUGGAAAGAUGCAGCCUUCUACUUUUCCAACUAGAUAUCCUGAUUUACCAGUCAUUGAUGGUCCUUUUUCCCAAUUGCAACUAGCAGGCAACCCGUGGAUCCCCAUGCCAACGAUGGCUGAUACAGCUGCUUCCACUUUUUCAAGGUCAAUUAGUCAACCACCUUCAUCAGGUGAACACAUUACCCUAAUUACAGGUGAUGUAUCAAUAGUCUACCAGACUAUGCAAAAUAGCAAACAUUAA